This is a messenger RNA of Heterotrigona itama, 1569 nucleotides long. The record is from the annotation of a GenBank genome assembly. NCBI's taxonomy places the organism in Eukaryota, Metazoa, Arthropoda, Insecta, Hymenoptera, Apidae.
GUUUUCAAUAGAUGGCGGCACGCAUGCGUGCGGACGGACGAUGGGGGAGUGUUGUUUUUCAGUGUCAAAGAAGAAGACGAAUGCCUCGGGAAGGAAAUAUUUGUACAUUUUCUAGAGAGCGAACGUGUGUUUGCGAUUGGUGUGUGGUGAAUCGAUUCGGGAAAGGAAGCUAGGUUCGUGAAGCUAGGUUUCGAGAAAGGAGAGGAGAGGAAAGAAGGGAAAGAAGCUUGCGAGAGUGUGGAAAAAAUAGGGAGAAUGAGUUCGCAGCAGAGUCCAGCGGCGUUGCAGUCGACGGUGGAUCGCGAGAAGGUUUACACGUGGAUAACCGAACUGUCGAACUCGGAGACGAGAGAGAACGCGUUGUUGGAGCUGAGCAAAAAGCGGGAAGUGGUGCCGGAUUUGGCCCCGAUGCUCUGGCACUCGUUCGGUACGAUCGCCUCUUUGCUCCAAGAGAUAAUAAACAUAUACCCUGCUAUCAAUCCAGCCACGUUAACCGCGUAUCAGAGCAACCGGGUGUGCAACGCGUUGGCGUUGUUGCAAUGCGUUGCCAGCCAUCCAGAAACCAGAUCGUCGUUCCUGCAGGCGCACGUGCCGCUCUUCUUGUAUCCGUUUCUACACACGGUCAGCAAGACUCGUCCGUUCGAAUAUCUGCGACUGACGAGUCUGGGAGUGAUCGGAGCACUGGUAAAAACCGACGAGCAAGAGGUGAUUACGUUCUUGCUCACCACGGAGAUCAUCCCGCUUUGCUUGCGCAUCAUGGAGAGCGGCUCCGAGUUGAGUAAAACCGUGGCCACGUUUAUCCUGCAGAAGAUUUUGUUGGACGACAGCGGUCUUUCGUACAUUUGUCAGACGUACGAUCGGUUCAGUCACGUUGCCAUGAUCUUGGGGAAAAUGGUGUUGUCGCUGGCCAAGGAUCCCUCCGCUAGAUUACUGAAGCACGUGGUCAGGUGUUACCUGAGACUGUCGGACAAUCCGAGGGCAUUGUUGGCACUCAGACAGUGUUUACCGGACCAACUGAGAGACAACACGUUUGCAACUUGUCUGCAAGAGGACGCGUCUACGAAACACUGGUUGAAUCAACUGUUGAAGAAUUUGGAAACUGGCCCUCAGCCAGGACCUCCGGCGCAACCGGGUCAGCAAGAUCCAAGGACUAUCGGCAUGUCGCCGCUUGCUUCUUAAGGCUCGCUCGCCUUCCUUUCGUCGAAAGGAAACCACGCGGAUAGGCGCGUGCAGCUGCGUGUGAGCUGCGGCCAACGCGAUCGAAUGGAGAUUCGAUAGAAACGAAAAGGAUGCGUCGUCCGAUGGAUCGCGGUUGGAUGACCAUUCGCCGAGUGACGAAUCGUCACAUCAGUCUAAAGUCGCACGAAGAAAGUCGAUCGAGUGCCGAUUGUUUGAUGCCGGAAGAAAGGGAUCGAUGGAUUUUGAAUCGAAGCGAAACUGUUGCGAAAAACCGUUCCUACGUUCUUCCGUAAUUCCCGUAAUUCCGUUUUUCCCGUUUUUCUAUCUUGUUCCUUGACUUGCUCCUUGCGUAAGUAUCAUUCCUCUCUCUCUCUCUCUCCCCCCUUCCCC